Messenger RNA from Labrus mixtus (cuckoo wrasse), 6188 nucleotides. RefSeq names its product cell migration inducing hyaluronidase 2 (gene cemip2). Lineage: Eukaryota; Metazoa; Chordata; Actinopteri; Labriformes; Labridae. Bases 231 to 4400 code for a protein of 1389 amino acids. The record is from RefSeq and is a predicted model, not a curated record. The transcript is spliced from 24 exons.
GGGGGCCGACCGACGGACGACAGCCCAUCAGCAGCAGAAAAAAAAAAAACACCAUGUGAAGAAAAAGCAUAUAAAAAGGGACACGGAAAGCUAACCUGCUAGGGUGAGAACUUGUUCAUAGGUCUCACCACGACAGAGUCAUCGUCUUCUACAGCUUGGCAGAGAGCGAAUGGACAGAGCCGGAGAGGAGCAGAGCUGUAGUCUCACUGACGGUAGAAGACACUUAGACCAUGCCGACAAAUAAUGGCCCUGGCCGCUUACCAAUCUUUGUGGCUCCACCUAAUAGCAACUCACAGAGGUCUCCAGGUUAUGUCCCCGGGCGGGUGGCUCCAGUCCGCUCGCCGCCACCUGCCAAAGCUCCACCACCUCCACCGAUAAAACCUCACGGACCCCCGCUGGAGCGACAAGCAACUUUUAGCGUGACUGAAGCGAACCAGCACAGAGAACGUGCUAAGAGCCUCCAGCAAAGAAAGAACACAUUUAUCUGUUGUGGAGUGUCCAUUGGGGCUUUCUUCCUUACCCUCAUACUCGUCCUCAGUCUCACAAGUGGAGAUGUGCUAGAUGAGAAUUGCCCGGACCACAACCCGUCCCUAGGCAGCUGGAACCCUGGCCACCAGCCAGAGAAGGCUGUUGUUGUCAGGAGAGGACAUUUGUUUAGAUUAGAUGCUUCUGCUACCUUCCAUUCACUAACCAUCCAGUCAGGAGGUCGGGUAGUUUUCGCAGACAAUAAGGAUGGCACCAAAAACAUCACCUUGAGAACACAUCACAUCCUCAUAGAAGCUGGUGGAGCCCUUCACAUCGGUGCUCCCAAAUGUCGCUACCGUUCUCGAGCCACCAUCGCCCUUAUAGGCCGCUCUGAUGACAAUACAGUCCCGGAAGUGCCUGGCCUGGGCCGCAAGUUCAUUGGCAUCAUGAGCGGUGGGACCCUGGAGCUGCAUGGUACCGAGAGCGUUUCCUGGACUCUGUUGACCAGAAGUAUCCCAGCCUCUGGUCUGACCACUGGAGGUUAUGCAUUCCAGAGGAACUUCAGCCGAGGCAUAAACUUGCGUGUGGUGGACCAGGACACGGCUGCUUUGUUGCUCUGCGAACGCUACGAUACUCACGAGUCUCGUAACGACAGUCGACGGCUCAGCCAACUGCUGAGGUCACUGCCGGAUGGUCGCAUUGUCACACUGGCUGUCGGAGACUCGGCUGUUAAAAGUCUUCUUGAUGAUACCAAGAAAGCCAUUGAAGACAGGCUCGGCAGCAGCUUUGUCUAUGAUCUUAAAUACAGACAGGCGUGGGCUUUGGUCUCAGUGGUAGGCGGUGGUAACGCGUCAUGCUCAGAGGACGUCAGGGAACAUGAAAACCACGACACCGGAGGGAGAGCCCUGGCAAGGGGGAACUUCACAACCGUGGAUGGAGUGGGCUUCUCGGUCACCGCCUACAGCGAGUGGAAGAAUGGUUUCCCUAUAUCAGGCUUCCAGGUGGAUGCUGUAGACCAAGUGGUGUUGAACCUGCAGGAUGAAGUGCAGCCCAGCUGGAAACCGGGGCAUCAGAUUGUUGUUGCAAGCACAGACUACUCCAUGCAUCAGGCUGAAGAGUUCACUUUGUUGCCCUGCCAACAAUGCACCAGCAGGCAGGUCAAGAUACAAGGGAAACCUCAGUACAAUCAUGUGGGAGAAAUCUUAGAUGGGGUCGAUAUGCGUGCCGAAGUGGCAUUGCUCUCCAGGAACAUUUUGAUCUAUGGAGAAAUGGAAAACUCAUGCUACGGAAACAACAAGUGCCAGUUCUACAACCAUGACACCUUUGGAGGCCACAUCAAGAUCUUUGGUAACUUCUCAUCAGUGCAUCUGUCCCACGUGGAGCUGAAGAACAUGGGUCAGCAGGCUGAGAAUGGCCACUACCCCCUCCAUUUCCAUAUAUGCGGGGAUGUGGACCAGAAAGGAGGCUACUGGGAGCCCACUUAUGUGGACGGACUCUCCAUACACCACUCCUUCUCCCGCUGUCUCUCUAUUCACGCUACCAACGGUUUGCUGGUGAAGAACACCGUAGGCUAUGACACCCUGGGUCACUGUUUCUUCCUUGAGGACGGGAUCGAGCAGCGCAACACUCUCUUCCACAACCUUGGUCUGCUGACUCGACCGGGGACUCUGCUGCCAACUGACCGCAAUGACUCACUGUGCACCAGCAUCAAGGACAAAGUCUACCAGGGCUACACUCCUUCACCCAGCACAGAGUGCAAGGCAGUUUCAACCUUCUGGAUCGCCAACCCCAACAACAAUCUCAUUAGCAACGCAGCUGCUGGUUCUCAGGAUGCCGGCAUAUGGUUUGUGUUCCACAGCUCUUCCACCGGAGACUCUCAUGGGCUGGUACCAGAGACCAAGGCAGAGCUGACCCCUCUGGGGAUUUUUUACAACAACCGUGUACACUCCAACUUUAAGGCAGGGCUGUUCAUUGAUAAAGGAGUGAAGACCACCAACGCCAGUGCUGCUGACCCCCGGGAGUACCUAUGUCUGGAUAACAGUGCUAGAUUCCGACCACACCAGAAUGCAAACCCAAGCCUUCCUCGGGUUGCAGCCGUCAUCGACACUCUGAUCUCCUUCAAGAACAACGACUUAGGAGCGUGGAUACGGGGAGGAGACAUCGUCAUCGAGAACUCUGGCUUUGCAGACAAUGGAGUGGGAUUAUCAUUUGCCAGUGACGGGAGCUACCCAAAGGAUGAAGGCUCCAGUCAGGAGGUUACACAGUCUCUAUUUGUGGGUGAAAGCCAAAACAGAGGAACAAAUGGAGGACAGAAUAAAUACUGGGGCCCAGGAGGUGCUGAUGCCAAAAUGAGAACACUGCCCAGAAACAGGACGUUCCCUAUCCGAGGUUUCCAGAUCUACGAUGGUCCUGUAAGCCUCACAGAGAGUACAUUUCGCAGAUACAUCCCCACACCUGAGCGUUAUACCAGCGCAGUGGGAUUCAACCUGAAGAACACCUGGCAGCUCACCCCACGAAACAACCUGUCCCAACUCAACUUCCACUCCACAGUGGGUCUUCGAGCCUUCUUUGGUCGUCCUGGGCAGUGGUUUGAAGAGAACGAUCUGGACGGAGAUAAAAACUCGAUCUUUCACGAUGUGGACGGCUCAGUAACAGGCUACAUAGACACUUACGUAGGGAGAGCUGACAAUUACCUGAUCCAACAUCCUGGCUGUGUGAACAUGUCCCAGUGGAGCGGAGUGAUCUGCAGCGGCCGUUACUCUCAGGUGUACCUCCAGACCCAGGGAGCCCCCAGCCUCAGCUUAUCCAUCAACAGAGAUGAAUAUCCAUAUGCUCCCUUGGUACUAAGGGGUAUUAACAGCCAGGGGGCACCCUCUCAGCAAUACCAGCCCAUCCUGAUGAUGAGCAAGAGCUACACUCUGCACUGGAGCGGACCUGCUCCCAGAGAGAUAGUCCUCUCUCUCAUCAACUUUGACAAAGAUGAUUGGGUACUCGUGGGACUCUGUUACCCAUCAGACACCACCUUUCAGAUCAUGGCCGACAUUUACGAUAGGCAGAGCAACACCUUUGAUGACAUCACAGACUACGGCACUGUAUCCUCCCUUGCAGAGCUGGAGAAGAGGCCGAUGGAGAGGAAGUACUUCUUUGAUCAGACUGUUGGCUUGGUGUGGCUCUACCUCCGAGCCCGGCAUGGUCGUGAGGGUCACAGCUACUGUACAUUUAAAGGCUGUGAAAGAGUGAAGGUCACGGCCACAACAUCCUCUAAACAAACUUGUAACUGCACAUCCAAGGCCUACCCCAAGUACUCCAAGACUCCCUCAGCAGUGGUGCCUAUGCCGCCCCUAAACACAGAGCCCUGCAAAGGCUGUGGUGCUAAACAGCUUGUGUUUUCUAGUGAGCCAUGGACUUCCUACCUCCAAACACAAAUCAAGUCUCUCAGCAGCAAAGAGGAGCAAAAGGGAGAUACGAGCUCUUUUAUCACUGUGAAUGAAGUGACCAUGUCCUUCUCUCAGCCCGGGUUUUUCCUGGUCACAGUGGAUGCCUGCUCUGGAAAAGUCACCAAGAAAACCUCAUUUUCAAAGAUGGACACUAAGAUGGAACAGUACCUAAAAACUGGAAUAGCAAAGAGGUCCAUAGUGCUGAUGGCAACACGAGGUCAACUGGAAGGCCUUGUUGGUGUCGCGCCAUAUCUUGUCUCCUUUGGUUUGGCCAAAGCUGCUGAUCUGCACAGUAAAGAGAGUCUGGCACUUUGGGGGUUCCAGGGUGGUUCUUCGGUCCCUCCGUGGGUCUCGCUACAAGCCGGGCAGGGGGAUGAGGUCCUUGGGCUGCAGGAGCGGUACAUGCCCCUGGGUUUGGAGGCUUACGGCUGUACGCCACCUGCAGCUCAAAAGCGAAAAGAUCUGGAGCUACUCCAAAAAGCCACAGGACUACAAUGACCAAUGUGAACUAUACAACUUAACUACCCAAACACUCUUGCACACAGAUACACGAACACACAACCAGCUGAUGAAUGUGAACUGCUGAACCUUUUAAUUUAUUAACAAUGGCAAAGAUGUUUACCAAUUUCACGUGGAGAGAAGGUAUUUUAGUAUGAAUGGGGUGAGUAUUUUUAUAAUUUGUGUGUGUGUGUGUGUGUGUGUGUGUGUGUGUGUGUGUGUGUGUGUGUGUGUGUGAGUGUGUGUGUAUGUGUGGAAGUAUGCCUUGGGGCUGUUGAGUCAAUGCACUUUUCUUUUACAGACACGACUUGCCUUUUUCCGCCAAAGUGAUCAAAUGGAGCUGUACAAAAAAACUCAGUUGUUCAUCUUUGACAACAGAAAAAACAAACCCAAAGCAUCCGUUAGCAUCUUCCUUCUAGUCUUAUUAUUUAUUAUGUAGCAAAUCAAAACAGAAUGAAAUGGAUUGAGUGUGAUUACAGAGCACAAUGCAUUAGACACACAAAGGCCUUGAGGAAAUGAAGAGAAUGAACGGCAUUGUCCCUGAAAUGAGACCAUGUUUGAACCUGAAAUAAAAUGGAUUAGUUCUGCUCAAGUCAAAGGGAAAUAAGGAAAAAAAGGCCAUGGCAUCUGAUAAUUAAACGGUAAUGUUAAGCCAAAAAUGAACAUCAUAUUGUAAAGACAGAGCCAGUGGUUUAUCAGUGUUUGCUAGUAAGAUUCAUUGGUACAAAGAUGUGUUUAAACAGUCAUAAAAAGCCAUAUUCAUCAUGACGUUUCAAUGAUUAGACUUACAAAUAAUAGUAACUAGUAAAAUGUAAAAUUUUGCUUUUGUAAAAAAAAACAAGAACAGUAUAGAACAGUUACAAUUAUAUAGACUAUUAUCCUUCACCAAAGCUCACAUACAUUUUAAAGAUAUUCAGAUGAUGUUUUGCAAUAACUGAAUCUUUGACUGGAAAACCUCCUGUGUUAAUCGUACAGCUGUUCGACUACAGACUUUAAGCACCUUUUUAAGGAUUCCUCCCUGGGCUUACUGGACCUUUUUUUAUAUCUCAUAUUUAUAUGUCUCUUUCCAGUGAUGAUGUCUCAAGUGCUAGCCACAUGUGCAGCAGUAAAAUGCAUAUAUGUAUAUAUAUAUCUUUUGUUUUGUUUUGUUUUCAAAAACAGAACUGAAUGUUUUUACCUUUUAUCUGCCUCAUUCAUGAUCUUUUCAUGUGCAUUAUUGCCAUAACGUGUGUAGCUGUUGUGCAGGCUGUCUAUUUAGAGCUGACACUCUGACUGCACAGUAGUGAGCAGCAUUUUUCACAAGGAUUAUAUACCAGCUGUAGUGUGUAAGGCUCUAUGUGGAGACUUACACUACGUUAUCUUUUAAAGGGUGUUUGGUUGUGAGCAGGGCUCCCCCACUGUGCGGUAAUAAGUACCUUUUUGUGACUGUGUGUGAGUGUGAGUAUAUGAGUGACCGUGUGAGAUAGGAGAAAGAUCCUCUGGAGGACAAUAACCCUGAUGCCUUUUAACCACUCUACUGUUAAAAAGAGCAAAAAAAAAAAAAAAGACGCUUCCAAGAUGCACAACCAGAGUUUGUCAUUUUUCUAAAUUGGAGUGAGCUUUGUAAAUAAAAUCUUUUAUGUAAUAACUCAAACAGUACCUGUAAUGGAAAUGUCAAAAAUGUUGUCGUUAGUGUUUAUAUACUGUUUGUUUUUGUCAAUUGAAAAAAAGGCUGAUUCUAUAAAUAUGAAACUCAGCAUUUGAUAUGAAAUUGCCAAUUGAAUAAACUGUGUUUGCUUUGUGAUUAAA